AUGGCCGAAGACUGUACUUGUCAAGAAAACUGCGGUGCAUGUGGGCCCACAGGAACUGGAUGCACUUGUCCCGAGAAUAGGUGCAAGUGUUCGAACUGCGUCAACGAGGCGCACGCACAAAAGUGUGAGUGCGGAGGGUCUGCUACGGACUGCGUAUGCACGCGGGAGGGAAAAGUAUGUGAAUGUAAGUGA
This is a messenger RNA of Pisolithus orientalis, 192 nucleotides long. RefSeq lists its product as uncharacterized. Lineage: Eukaryota; Fungi; Basidiomycota; Agaricomycetes; Boletales; Pisolithaceae. The transcript has 3 exons. Bases 1 to 192 code for a protein of 63 amino acids. The record is from RefSeq and is a predicted model, not a curated record.